Messenger RNA from Camponotus floridanus (Florida carpenter ant), 501 nucleotides. It is a transcript of the gene Alg14, whose product is annotated as UDP-N-acetylglucosamine transferase subunit ALG14 homolog. The record is from RefSeq and is a predicted model, not a curated record. Gene Ontology annotation, cellular component: UDP-N-acetylglucosamine transferase complex. Gene Ontology annotation, biological process: dolichol-linked oligosaccharide biosynthetic process. The transcript has a single exon. The coding region runs from base 1 to 501 and encodes 166 amino acids. Lineage: Eukaryota; Metazoa; Arthropoda; Insecta; Hymenoptera; Formicidae.
AUGAUAAUAUUAGGAUCCGGUGGACACACAGCCGAGAUGCUGCGGGUCGUGAAGCAUUUGAACCUGGAGAAUUAUUCGCCCAGGGUGUACAUUCGUGCUCAGACUGAUAAGCUCAGUGCGGAGAAGGUCAGGGAUCUGGAAGAUGGCAAUGAGGAUUACAAAGUUGUAGAGAUUUACAGAAGCCGGGAAGUUCGACAGUCGUACCUUACGUCAAUUUGGACCACUGUGUUUGCCACUUUGAAUUGUCUUCCAAUUUUGUGGAGGGAAAAUCCAGGGCUCAUUUUAUGCAAUGGUCCUGGCACUUGUGUCCCAUUGUGCAUCAUAGCAUUUUUAUUUAGAGCAUUAUGUAUCACACAGAACGUUAUUGUAUUUAUAGAAAGUUUCUGCAGAGUCAAAAGUUUCUCCUUGACAGGGAAGAUCUUGUAUUAUUUAGCUGAUCAUGUCAUUGUACAAUGGGCAUACUUAAGUAAACCCAUGUAUAGCAGAAGUGUCCUUUUAUAA